AUGACUUCAGGAGGUGGCGGUUUCUGUGACUGUGGCGACACCAAAGCAUGGAAAGAGGGUCCUUACUGUCAAAAACAUGAACUUAACACCUCUGAAAUUUAAGAAGAGGAGGAUCCACUUGUGCGUUUAUCUGAAGAUGUGAUAGCAAGAAUUUGCAACAUUUUUGCUAUUAUGUUUCGGUACACAGUAGAGAUACUAACCUGGGAGAAAGAAAAUGAAUUGCCAGCAGAUUUGGAGGUGGUAGAGAAGAGUGACACUUACUAUUGCAUGUUGUUUAAUGACGAGAUUCACACCUAUGAACAAGUUAGUUACACUCUUCAGAAAGCUGUGAACUGUACACAAAAGGAAGCCAUUGGUUUUGCAACUACAGUAGAUCGGGAUGGACAUAGGUCUGUUCGAUAUGGAGACUUCCAGUAUUGUGAACAAGCAAAAUCAGUGAUUGUGAGAAAUACCAGUAGACAGACAAAGCCACUCAAAGUUCAAGUUAUGCAUUCAUCUCUUGUUGCAGAUCAGAAUUUUGGUUUGAAGCUUUUGUCUUGGCUGGGAAGUAUCAUUGGAUACUCAGGUUCCAGGAGUGUAUAUCAUCAGUUGUUCAUGAGCAGCCUCCUUAUGGACUUGAAAUACAAGAAACUAUUUGCUGUCCGAUUUGCAAAAAAUUACCAGCAGCUGCAGAGAGAUUUUAUGGAUGAUGAUCACGAGCGAGCAGUGUUGGUGAUUGCUCUGUCUGUCCAGCUCUUCGCUGCACCAACGCUGGCUCGAGUGCUCAUCACAGAGGAAAACCUGAUGAGCAUUAUCAUUAAGACUUUCAUGGAUCAUUUGAGACAUCAAGAUGGCCAGGGCAGAUUUCAGUUUGAACGAUAUACUGCUUUACAAGCCUUCAAGUUCCGGAGAGUUCAGAGCCUUAUUUUAGACCUCAAGUACGUGUUGAUUAGCAAACCAGCUGUGUGGUCAGACAAGCCGUGGCACAAGUUCCUGGAGGGGUUUGAUGCCUUUUUGGAAUUACUGAAAUGCGUGCAAAGAAUGGAUCCAAUCACACGACAAGUAGGACAGCAUAUUGAAAUGGAGCCAGAGUGGGAAGCAGCCUUCACACUACAAGUGAAACUAACACAUGUCAUCUCCGUGAUGCAGGACUGGUGUGCUUCAGAUGAAAAAGUGUUAGUUGAAGCUUACAAGAAAUGCCUCGGUGUAUUGAUGCAAUGUCAUGGUGGUUUUACUGAUGGUGAACAGCCAAUCACUAUUUGUGGACACUCAGUGGAAACUAUCAGAUACUGUGUUUCCCAAGAAAACAUUAGCAUUCACUUCCCAGUUUCUCACUUGCUUGCAGGUUUACAUGUAUUAUUAAGCAGAAGUGAAGUGGCAUAUAAAUUUCCAGAGCUCCUACCUGUAAGUGAACUUAGUCCACCCAUGUUAAUAGAACACCCUCUGAGGUGUCUUGUUUUAUGUGCCCAAGUACACACUGGAAUGUGGAGGAGAAACGGGUUCUCACUAGUAAAUCAGAUUUAUUACUACCAUAAUGUGAAAUGCAGAUGUGAGAUGUUUGACAAGGAUAUCAUGAUGGUUCAGGUAAUGACAGGUGUCUCCAUGAUGGAUCCAAAUCAUUUCCUGAUAAUAAUGCUUAGCUGCUUUGAACUUUAUCAGAUUUUCAGUACACCAGAUUAUGGGAAAAGAUUCAGUUCCGAGAUCACCCAUAAGGAUGUUGUUCAGCAGAACAAUACUCUAAUAGAAGAAAUGCUAUACCUCAUUAUAACGCUUGUUGGUAAGCGAUUUAGUCCUGGGUUUGGACAGGUGAAUGCUACAGAUGAAAUUAAGCAGGAGAUUAUCCGUCAAUUGAGCAUCAACCCUAUGGCUCACAGUGAAUUGGUAAAGUCUUUACCUGAAGAUGAGAACAAGGAGACUGGCAUGGAGAAUGUCACUGAAACAGUUGCCCAUUUCAAGAAACCUGGAUUAAGAGGAUGAGGCAUGUACGAACUGAAACCAGAAUGUGCCAAGGAGUUCAACUUGUAUUUCUAUCGCUUCUCAAGGGCAGAGCAGUCCAAGGCAGAAGAAGCUCAAAGGAAAUUGAGAAGACAAAAUAAGAGAAGAUACAGCACUUCCACCUUGGUUUUGCCUCUUGUCUGCCAUCUCUUUGCAAGUCUGGUUAACAUUUUGCAGUCAGAUGUCACGUUGUGCAUCAUGGGAAUGAUACUGCAGUGGGCUGUAGAAUAUAAUGGAUAUGCCUGGUCAGAGUCUAUGCUGCAAAGGCAAUGGAAAUGUGUGCCUGGUAGGUUAAAUUUUUCAGACCAACCAAAUCUGACCCAGUGGAUUAGAACAAUAUCUCAGCAGAUAAAAGCAUUACAGAGUCUUAGGAAAGAAGAAAAUGCUUCCAUUCCUGCCUCUUCAGAGAAUUCAAAGAACGUGGAAGAAGUACAGCUCCUUGAAGGUUUCAGGCCUGAUUUUCAUCCUCAGAACCCUUAUUCUGAGAGCAUUAAGGAAAUGCUGACAACAUUUGGAACUGCUACCUACAAGGUGGGACUAAAAGUUCACCCCAACGAAGAGGAUCCCCGUGUGCCCAUAAUGUGCUGGGGUAGCUGUGCGUACACCAUCCAGAGCAUAGAAAGAAUUCUGAGUGAUGAAGAUAAACCAUUGUUUGGUCCUUUGCCUUAUAGACUGGAUGACUGUCUUAGGUCACUGACAAGAUUUGCAGCAGCACAUUGGACGGUGGCAUCACUUCCAGUGGUACAAAGACAUUUUUGUAAACUUUUUGCAUGUAUUAAUAUGUGUACCAUGCAUGUAAUGGAUGCUGAAACAGAAGAGAAAAGUUCCUGA
Messenger RNA from Heterocephalus glaber (naked mole-rat), 2805 nucleotides. The record is from RefSeq and is a predicted model, not a curated record. NCBI's taxonomy places the organism in Eukaryota, Metazoa, Chordata, Mammalia, Rodentia, Bathyergidae.